Molecule: messenger RNA, 978 nt
Organism: Radiomyces spectabilis
Lineage: Eukaryota; Fungi; Mucoromycota; Mucoromycetes; Mucorales; Radiomycetaceae
Product: Pre-mRNA-splicing factor SPF27
Exons: 5
Coding region: 267-944 (225 amino acids)
Biological process (GO): mRNA processing
Cellular component (GO): precatalytic spliceosome; Prp19 complex; catalytic step 2 spliceosome
Source: RefSeq, a predicted model, not a curated record
ACGCAUUACAAGGACCCAAUUGUUGUCCUCAAUGAAGGGUUGAUGGAAUUAAUUGAUUAAUGACCGAAGAAUAGGAGCAUAUUGAACAAGUCCAGCGCGUGAGUUGACCACGGAAUACGCCGUUGCUUGCACGGUCGCAUUAUCCAAUCAGCGCAAAGCAAUGGAUGACGUCGAGUGAAAGUCCGCCUCGCUUUGGCAAGUGACGGGGACUUGCUUUCUGUCUUCUUGGUUCGUUAGUCCUUUGGCCGUCAAAAAAGUUGGUCUCUAUGAGUGAUUCUAUGCUUGUGUCCACCGUUACGGCGCAAACCGCCAUUCAAACAGAUAGUGACAUUGAUGCUCUUCCUUAUGUGGAUCGGGAGAUCGAUGAAGGAGACAUGAAAGCGACCGUGGAUCGUUUGAUCGAACAGGAAAUGCGACGAAUGAAGAAAAAGGAUCGGUCCAGCUUGCCAAUGCAGGUCGAAUUAUUCCAGAAUAACGAAAGCCUCAGUCAAGAAUGGCAGCGUGUAUCGAAAAAAGAACCUUUGGAUGCGUUGGAUACCACACGAUAUGAAUUGCAAGGACCAACCGACGAUAAAGCAGACGAUGUUCAAGCGUGGCAAGCCGCGGUCGAUAACACCAAAGCACAACUGGAAUCACAAGCAAAUAGUAUGUUCAAUCUGGAACUGCUUCAAAAAUACGGUGCCAAUGCUUGGCGAGUACACAACUACCAGAUGGAAAACUAUCUGAAACAUAUCAAGAAGGCUACCGAAGAAUACCGUUCCCAGAUUCGAGAGAUUAACAGGCAAAGAAAGGCAGAUCAGAUGCAGGCAGCCGGAUCACUACGUUCGCUGGAAAACAAAUGGUCGGAUCUUAUCAGUCAAAAUCUUCAAGUGGAUAUUGCAUGCAGUGCAUUGGAAAAUGAAGUGGCCGAGUUGAGACGAUAUAAAGCAAGUUUGGACAAGUAGAAGCAACUCAUGUAAAUAAAGAUUCCGUAUUACC